Molecule: messenger RNA, 1964 nt
Organism: Tetranychus urticae (two-spotted spider mite)
Lineage: Eukaryota; Metazoa; Arthropoda; Arachnida; Trombidiformes; Tetranychidae
Source: RefSeq, a predicted model, not a curated record
GUUUGUUAGAGUCAUAAAGUGAAGUUACCAGAUUUAUGUUCAGAUAUUGGGCAAUUUUGUGGCAUUGAAAUGGUCAGUUUAGAUUGACCAUCUUCAUCAUUCAAUAUUAUUUCAAAAUAGUUUCAUCAAUUGCAAAUUCAAACAACUGUUCACAAACAGUUGUUUAAAUCACUCAAAAUAGACUCAAAGGACCAAAACAAUGACCCAUGGAGCAACUAACAAGUGUGUGUUAAAUAUGGAUUCAUUAGACCUGGAUGACCAACUAACGAUAGUGAAUCGGUCAACAGAAUACCGUAUUAGUAAAAAACUGAUUCGUAAAGUGCCUUAUUUUGAAAAGAUGUUGAGCCAUGAAUGUUUGGAAUCAAAGGAAAACAAAGUUGAAUUGGAUUUUGAUAAGCAGACCUUGGAAAUAAUUCUGAGUUUAGUUAAAAGCGAUUAUACUGUUAUCACGAUUGAGAUGAACUAUGUAAUUACUUUGUACGAGUUGGCUGAUUAUUUGGGUCUGGAUUGGAUUUCAAAAGAGUGCAUCACCUAUUUCAAUGACAACUUUUCAACUGAAAAUCUUCAGAAUGUUAUACCUCAAGUGACUAAAACAUCUAAAUGUAUAAACUCUGGUGCUCUUAAUGCUUUCAUCUGUCGCUAUUUCCUAAAGAUAGCAAACACAACUUUUUGGAUUGGAUAUCCUAUUGAAACGAUUGCAUACAUUUGUGCUUUGGAUCUGAUGGUCUAUUCAGAAUAUCAAGUAUUCGAUGCAAUCCUGAGAUGGGUGAAUUACAAGGUUGAUUCUAGAAAGCGUUAUCUUGAAAGAUUAUUAAAGUUAGUCCGAUGGUGCCAUUUGAACGAGGGAGAUUCAUCUAAAAUAAAAGAAAAUGAAUUGUUUAAAUCUUCAGGCUUUAAGCCAAUAUUUUGUACUCCUCGAAAGGUUAAUUGCAAUUGUACCUUCAAUCGAGCCAAGCAAAACUUUUUCAUCAUGAUUGAAAAAUUUGAGAAGAGUACAGAUCUACGAAUCAAAGUACUUGACAAUAACUUGACACAACUGUUCAGUCAAGUCAUCAAACAUGAUCCGUGUUUGCCUUCAGAGCUUUUCCAUGAUGAACACAUUUCUGACCUUCUUUUCGAUACCAGAAGGAAUUCCUUUCAAAUAGACUGGAAACGUAAAAAAUUUAUGUGGUUUUGCCCUCCACAACCUUAUACUCAAUUGCUUAAAACAAUCGAUGGAAACAUUGGACAAAGAAUUCAACUUAUCGGGGAUUUAGAAACAGGAGAAAAGAUUGAAGAUGGUUCUUUAUACUUAGAGGCAGCUGAAAAUUUUGGUAUGAUUUACAUUUUAGCGGGGCGUUUGUACUAUUUUCCCAGGUACCCCUGCUUAAAUCAUCAUACGUUUCCGAGUCUAAAACAAUGCAAAGCAACUAUUUUGAAGGAUAAGAUUUACUUGCUGACAAAUAAACGAGUGCUGUACGAGUUUAAAAUUGAAGUUGAUAAUAAUUUGCUUAGACGGACUUGGAGUCAGCGCUUAUGGGAUGAUAAAUUCAGUUUUUCGAAUACACUGUUAACACCGAAUCCAGCUGGUGAUAAAAUUAUUUUGAUUGAUAAAGUCACAAAAAAAUACAUUUGUUUCGAUGCCAACACUAAAAUGAUUUCAAAGGGUUGUAUGAUAACUUAUUCCUUUGCUGAUGGCCAAAAAGAGUCCAACAGUCUGUAUACUUUGACCUCAACUUUUCUUCCUUUAAAAACCAUCAGAACUUGCUUAAACUCUAACCUUGCUUAACUCAUAUAAUUAGUUCACUAACAUUAUUCAUACACCGAGUACUUUAUGAACCUACUAAAGCUUAAAAAUUGUCUGCAAACUAAAUUUACUACAUUGUAAUGACAAAUGUACUUGAAGUUUUCAAAAAACAUCCAAACUUUUUCUUGUAUUUUAAAACUCUGAGAUCAUUUUUGAUUAAAAAUACUCCAAUUUUUGA